Molecule: messenger RNA, 2116 nt
Organism: Spodoptera litura
Lineage: Eukaryota; Metazoa; Arthropoda; Insecta; Lepidoptera; Noctuidae
Product: Inverted repeat binding protein 18 kDa
Biological process (GO): DNA-templated transcription; regulation of transcription by RNA polymerase II
Molecular function (GO): DNA-binding transcription factor activity, RNA polymerase II-specific; RNA polymerase II cis-regulatory region sequence-specific DNA binding
Source: RefSeq, a predicted model, not a curated record
GAUGAAAUCUCGUUCACAACUUCACAGUCACAAAAUUACAAACUACUGCAAUCAUUUUCAUUCUGAUUCAAGGCGAGACUCGAGUGUUGUUUACAAGUGAAUUCAAUAGAAUUAACUUAAUCAAAAUCAAUUAUUUUUUCCCAAGUCUAAUCAACCAAGACUAUAAUCAACAAAUUUGUGCGAAACACUCAAUUUGAAGUGUAAAAAAAGUGUUAAAAAGCUUUGCGAGAAGAUUUCGCAGCGGUUUUAGUAAGCAAUUUGAUGACAUUAUUCGAGUUGGACGAAUUCUUAGACAUGCCACCUGUUAAGCGAGGAAGGCGAGGAGUUAGCGGAGACGAGGAUGAUGAGGAGUACAGGAAAAAGAGGGAGAGAAACAAUGAGGCUGUUAAGAAAAGCAGAGUUAAGUCCAAGCAGCAGACACAGGACACAUUCUCCCGAGUCAAGCGACUUAAAGAAGAAAAUCAACAACUGGAAGACACCACCAAACGGUUGACCAAAGAACUGGAGUUACUGAAGGAGCUCUUCAUCGCUACUGCGGCCAACAAAUCAAACCCGAAGUUUGAGGGCAUGGACCUUGAGAAACUGCUGGAAGAUACUCCCGAAGUUAAGUUUUAGUUGUGUUCCAAUAAAGCUGUGUUUAUUGCGCUCUACUGAUCUAGAAACUACUGUUAGAAUAUUAUGUUGUAUCAUAUCUAAAAUUAAUUAGUAUUAAGGUUUUUUCUGUGUUUUACACAUCACAUGUAAAUCAGAAUAAAGUCGAGACUAGCAUUGACUAAAAAAUAUUGUCGCUGUUGAUAAUUAUAUUAUAAUUAUCCAGUAUUCAUAUACGUAUAUGUAGUUUUAGCACAAGACCUUUUACAAUUUUAAGAUCAAUUUCUUACUAAGAAAGGUAGUAGAAACAGAAGUUAAUUGUACGAAGUACUUUAUAAGAUAUUCGACUUAUACCAUAAGUACAAUAUUCUAGGAAUAAAUCGCGAAUUUAUCUCUGAUAUAUAAGCUAGUAUUGCAUGUUAUUUGAGAUUGAUCUGUGAUUUUACUGUGAUUUAUUUAUUAAUAAGUCGAAGCAAUAUGUAUUCAUGUUAUGUUAUCAUUAUUUUGUAUGGUUUAUCCAUAUGAUAGCCAGCCAGACUUAAAAAUAUUUUUGCUGAGUCAUGUAUGGGGUCAGAAUGACCUUGGGAAAAGUGACUCACUUAUACAAUUUUGACCAAGGUCGGUUUUACAUUGUUUCAGUUCUAUACAUUUUGAUUUUUUUUAUUGUAUUGUCUAUAACUAGUGUUUAUGCAUUGUGUUUUGUAUGAGACAAUGAUGAUAUUUUCUGUGCAUUAAAUGUUUCAUUAGCCCAUGUACACUUGUAAGUUGAAAAAGUCUUUAUGGUGUCGUCAAUAAGGUGGCUUUUUGUACAAAUACUUUUAAAACUUCUUAUGUUUGGAUAAUCUUUUCUCAAAGCUUUCAAUAAUAACUCAUAGAAGGAGGAAAAAGUAAAUAACAGUGCUAAAAAAAAGUUAAAUGAAAAGCCCUUUAGACUAUUGUUUUCGAUUGGAAUUUUAUUAUAAUCUGUGAUAGUUUAGUUCAUACGACACAAAUAUCACCCGCCAAGUUUCGUGUCUGCUAGAACGGGAUAGCAGUAAAGACUGUUUUGAUACCCAUACUAAGUAUUCGCUGUCCUUCUCGCACUUUUCAAAAUGCCUACGAAUUUUGGCGGUAUGUAUGCACAAAAUAUUUCUGAAUAAAAUUAUGGGUGAAAUGUGGUAUAGUAUUAUUAUAUAAUAAAUCUGUUGUUAUGUAUUGUCUUAUGUUAAUUUGUGUAUAUUUCAAUGAAAGAAAUAUGAUAAAAUUGUUACAUUAUCAUUUAAAAACAAGGUAAUAUAAUUUUUUUCUGGAAAAUUAAAACAACAUAAAUACUCAUAACAUUUUUAUUAUGCAAAAAUAGAAUCUUACCAACUACAAUAAUUAUUAAGUACAAACUAUUUGUUUCGGGAUACUUCGAACACUUUCGGGCUCGAAUCGGGUCCCAAAACAAACAUCCGUACUGAAAUAUUAUCCACGAAUUUUAUAAUUAAGUAUUAUGUAAGGAUUUAUUAAUUAUACUAUUAAAUAUACAUUUGAUACAAUUAUA